Molecule: messenger RNA, 2353 nt
Organism: Notechis scutatus (mainland tiger snake)
Lineage: Eukaryota; Metazoa; Chordata; Lepidosauria; Squamata; Elapidae
Source: RefSeq, a predicted model, not a curated record
UCAAGGAAACAUUAUAUCAAAAAAUAAAGGUGGAACAUUUCCAGAUCAGAAAAAGAGGAAAUAUCUAGAAAUCUGUGGGGUGGAAAUACUCAUUCCAGACCCUGUGAGGAAACAAACAGCUUGAACCAUCCAAGAAGAAAGAAUCAAGAAUCUAAGACUAUCAGUGGUAGAAAAGCUCCACAGAUGUUCAUAUUGUCAGAAAAGCACAGAUUAAAAAUCAGAGCUGAUUAUGGAUCAGAAGAUCCACACUGGUGAAAAACCAUACAAAUGCCCCGAAUAUGGUGAAGUUUUUCACUACACUUCCCAACUUCUUGAGCAUAAAAGAACCCAUAAUGGAGAAAAGCCCUAUGAGUGCCCACAGUGUGCCAAAAAGUUUAGUAAGCAUGCCAUGCUGGUGAUACACAAGCGGACACACACCGGAGAGAAACCAUUUGAGUGUCCAGAGUGUGGGAAAAGUUUCAGUCGGAACUCUUCCCUGAUGAUACACCGGAGGACUCACACAGGAGAGAAACCAUAUGAGUGUCCAGAUUGUGGGAAAAGUUUCAAUAAUUAUUCUAACCUUGUGAAACACCAGAGGACUCACACAGGGGAGAAACCAUAUGAGUGUCCAGAUUGUGGGAAAAGCUUCAGUCGUAGUGCCUACUUGGUUACACACCAGAGAACUCACACUGGGGAGAAACCAUAUGAGUGCCCAGAUUGUGAGAAAAGCUUUAGCCAUAAUUCCUACUUGGUUAGACACCAGAGAACUCACACUGGGGAGAAACCAUACAUGUGUACAGAUUGUGGGAAAGCUUUCAGUUGGAAUUCUGACCUGGUGAAACACCAGAGGACUCACACAGGAGAGAAACCAUAUGAGUGCCCAGAUUGUGGGAAAAGCUUUAGACAUAAUUCCUACUUGGUUAUACACCAGAGAACUCACACUGGGGAGAAACCAUAUGAGUGUCCAGAUUGUGGGAAAAGUUUCAGUAAUAAUUAUAGCCUUAUCAAACACCAGAGGACUCACACGGGAGAGAAACCAUAUAAGUGUCUAUACUGUGGGAAAAGUUUCAGUCAGAGCUCUUGCCUGGUGAUACAUCAGAGGACUCACACGGGUGAGAAACCAUAUAAGUGUCCGGAUUGUGGGGAAAAUUUCCAGCAGAAUUCCAAUCUGGUCAUACACCAGAGGAUUCACACAGGACAGAAACCGUAUGCGUGUCCAGAGUGUGGGAAAAGUUUCCGUCAGAAUUCUUCCCUGGUGAUACACCAGAGGACUCACACUGGGGAGAAACCGUAUGAGUGUUCAGACUGUGGGAAAAGUUUCACUAAUAAAUCCACCCUUGUGCAACACCAGAGGACUCACACAGGCGAGAAGCCAUAUGAGUGUCCAGAUUGUGGGAAAAGUUUCAGUCGGAACUCUCACCUUGUGCAACACCAGAGGACUCACACUGGGGAGAAACCAUAUGAGUGUUCAGAUUGUGGGAAAAGUUUUCGUCAAAAUUCCAAUCUGGUCAAACACCAGAGGAUUCACACAGGACAGAAACCAUAUGAGUGUUCAGAGUGUGGGAAAGGUUUCUGUCAGAACUCUUCCCUGGUGAUACACCAGAGGAUUCACACGGGCGAGAAACCAUAUGAGUGUCCAGAUUGUGGGAAAAGUUUCAGUCAGAACUCUAACCUGGUGACACACCAGAGGACUCACACGGGUGAGAAACCAUAUGAGUGUCUAUACUGUGGGAAAGGUUUCAGUCAGAACUCUUGCCUGGUGAUACACCAGAGGACUCACAUGGGUGAGAAACCAUAUGAGUGUCCGGAUUGUGGGGAAAAUUUCCAGCAGAAUUCCUAUCUGGUCAUACACCAGAGGAUUCACACAGGACAGAAACCAUACGAGUAUCCAGAGUGUGGGAAAAGUUUCUGUCAGAACUCUUGCCUGGUGAUACACCAGAGGGCUCACACUGGGGAGAAACCGUAUGAGUGUUCGGAUUGUGGGAAAAGUUUCACUAAUAAAUCCAGCCUUGUGCAACACCAGAGGACUCACACGGACGAGAAACCAUAUGAGUGUCCAGAUUGUGGGAAAAGUUUUCGUCAAAAUUACACUCUGGUCAGACACCAGAGAAUUCACACAGGACAAAAACCGUAUGAGUGUUCAGAUUGUGGGAAAAGUUUUUCUUAUAAAUCCAGUCUAGUGCAACACCACAGGACUCACACGGGUGAGAAACCCUAUGAGUGUCCGGUUUGUGGGAAAAGUUUCAGUCAGAACUUUAACCUGGUGAUACACCAGAGGACUCACAUUGGGGAGAAACCGUAUGAGUGUUUGGAUUGUGGGAAAAGUUUUCGUCAAAAUUCCGACCUGGUGAUACACCAGAGAAUGCACAUAUGA